Molecule: messenger RNA, 606 nt
Organism: Entamoeba nuttalli P19
Lineage: Eukaryota; Evosea; Mastigamoebida; Endamoebidae
Exons: 1
Coding region: 1-606 (201 amino acids)
Source: RefSeq, a predicted model, not a curated record
AUGAGUGUUACUUGUCAAGUUAACCAACUCAUUACUGACAUCAAUCACGUUACUGACGCUUCAAUAAGAAAAAUUCUUUUAGAAAUUGUAAGUAUUCUUAACCAGCUUGUUAAUGCUUCGACCAACAAAAUAACAAAGCAAGUCAACUUUAUCUAUCCCAAUAAUGAUAUAGAAAAAGGAAUUGCAAAAAUGGAGGAAUGGAAUAAUUGUAAAGCAACAAUCAUUUAUGAUACUGAGACAAGUCAAUGUAAUAUAAAAGAAGUAUUAAGAAAAGAAGAAAACAAAUGGGGAAUUAUUUGUGUUGAUGAAAAGGAAAGGAUAUUUGGAUGUUCAAAAUAUCUAUCUAAUCAAUAUUUAUGGGUGAAUUAUUCAAUUGGUAGUUAUGAAUGUUUACAACCAAUUAAUAAUGAAGAAUAUAUGAUUUCUAUUUGUGAUAAUGAAGAAAUGAUUUUAAGUAUUGGAACUGGGUGUUGUAAAUUAAUUAUUGGAAAAGAAGGAACAAAAAACAGUUAUUCCUACUUUUUGAAUUAUCUUUUUCCAAAUUCAUUCUUUACUGAUAUGCAAAAAUUUAUUGUUAAACGAAUUGUAGUUAUAAGACUGAAUUGA